CGGGGCACCCAGGCGAGCCCGACCCGGAGGCCUUCUGCGUGCUGGCGCCCACCCUUCGUACCCCAAGCCCCGCGGCUCGGUGGCAGACAAACGCUACGCCGGGAGACCAAGGGGCCAAACGCUUCGCUACGGAGUCCGGGGUGAAGCCUCCCGGGAGCGCGAGCUGAUUGGGUCCUUGGCGGGGGCGGGGCUUCGAGGGGUGUGGCCUACACUAGGCGCAUGGCCGCCUCACUCAGGCCCUGGAAGACCUUAGAGCUCCGCUCCCGUGCCAUGAUCUGAAGCCAAAGAACGCUGACCAUGGCAAUGACUCUGGGUUACUGGGACAUUCGCGGGCUGGCUCACGCCAUCCGCCUGCUGCUGGAGUACACAGACUCCAGCUACCAGGAGAAGCGGUACACGAUGGGGGACGCUCCUGACUUCGACAGAAGCCAGUGGCUGAAUGAGAAGUUCAAGCUGGGCCUGGACUUCCCCAAUCUGCCCUACUUGAUUGACGGGGCUCACAGGCUCACCCAGAGCAAUGCCAUCCUUCGCUACAUCGCUCGCAAGCACAACCUCUGUGGGGAGACGGAGGAGGAGAAGAUUCGCGUGGACAUUUUGGAGAACGAGGCCAUGGAUACGUCCAAUCAGUUGGCCAAUGUCUGCUACAGCCCUGACUAUGAGAAACUGAAGCCUGAGUACCUGAAGGUGCUGCCUGAGAAGAUGAAGCUCUUCUCCCAGUUUCUGGGGAAGAGGGCCUGGUUUGCAGGGGACAAGCUCACCUACGUGGACUUCCUGGCGUACGACAUCCUCGACCUGCACCGCAUGUUCGAGCCCAAGUGCCUGGAUGCGUUCCCAAACCUGAAGGACUUCAUUACCCGAAUAGAGGGCCUGAAGAAGAUCUCUGCCUACAUGAAGUCCAGCCGCUUCCUGCCAACCCCUGUGUACACAAAGCCUGCCACGUGGGGCAACAAGUAGGGCCUGCGCCCUGAGAGGCAUUCCUUCAGUCCUUGCAGCUCUGCAAACCGUCUGUCCCGGUGUGCAGCGAACUGGUGGUCUGGUCGGGUGUGGAGCUCCACAACGCAGACCUUCAGACCGCCGAUGGAGCUGCUCAGCCUCUGGGAUCCCGCCCUGCUGACAGGAAAGGUGAUGCAAGUGCGACAUGAGUCACUUAAUAAAGUUUUAUUUUUCAAAAUGUA
Molecule: messenger RNA, 1175 nt
Organism: Phyllostomus hastatus (greater spear-nosed bat)
Lineage: Eukaryota; Metazoa; Chordata; Mammalia; Chiroptera; Phyllostomidae
Product: glutathione S-transferase Mu 1
Exons: 9
Coding region: 298-954 (218 amino acids)
Biological process (GO): glutathione metabolic process
Molecular function (GO): glutathione transferase activity
Source: RefSeq, a predicted model, not a curated record